This is a messenger RNA of Rhipicephalus microplus (southern cattle tick), 9253 nucleotides long. RefSeq names its product Multidrug-Resistance like Protein 1. The record is from RefSeq and is a predicted model, not a curated record. Gene Ontology annotation, biological process: transmembrane transport. Gene Ontology annotation, molecular function: ATP binding; ABC-type transporter activity; ATP hydrolysis activity. NCBI's taxonomy places the organism in Eukaryota, Metazoa, Arthropoda, Arachnida, Ixodida, Ixodidae. Gene Ontology annotation, cellular component: membrane.
CUGGCGCUUCAGCGACUGCCGCGGCGUAUGGAAGUGUAGCGCUUCCGAAAGUCGCACAUUGCUUAGCGGUAAUCGCGUGCGGCGCGAGCUCCCAUUCGGCGUGCUGGCAUUGACAAUUUGUGUUUUCGUUUCCCGCUGACUCUAUUUCCAGUCGCCAGGCGUCGCAUGGGCAGGCAUGAGUCCCAUGGAUGCGUUCUGCGGCUCUCGGUUUUGGGACUACAACCAGACAUGGAACACGACAGACCCCGACCUGAGCAUCUGCGUCCAGGACACGGUGCUGGUGUGGGUGCCAUGCGGGUUCCUCUGGCUCACAGCUCCCGUCGAGACGUUCCUGUUGCUCAAGAGCAGCAAUCGGCUUAUCCCAUGGACCGCGCUCAACCUGGCUAAGCUAACCAUAACCUUCAUGCUGUUUGUGAUAUCGCUGGUCGAGUUCAGCUAUGCCGGCCACGCAGCCCUCUCGGAAGGCAUCGCCCUGCCGUCCGUCUACUUCUACACGCCUUUCAUCAAGCUGGCGACAUUCUUGCUGGCUGGCCUGCUUCUCCUUGCGGGCCGGAAGCGAGGCUAUCAGAGCUCCGUGGUGCUCUUUUUAUUUUGGUUCCUGCUCAUGUUCUUCGGUGUAGUGGCGUACCGGUCACACAUCAAGCGUGCCUUAGCACCGCCCGACGAAGAUGCACCAGACUAUGCCAAAGACGAGAGGCCAGGAGAGCCACUAUAUUUCGGGGCCUACAUGGCCUACUACCCGCUGGUGAUAAUUCAGUUCCUGCUAAACUGCUUUGCUGACUCCAAGCCCAUCUACAGGCAGCACGUGCUGCCACCCGAGGAGAAGGAGAGCCCGGAGGCCGCUGCCUCGUUCCUCUCCCAGCUCCUCUUCUCCUGGUUUGACCCGCUGGCCUACAGGGGCUGGCGGCGACCCCUCGAGACCUCUGACCUGUGGGCGCUCAACUUCAAGGACCGCACCGACCAAGUGGUGCCGGAUUUUGACCGCCACUGGCUUAAGCAGGUUGCAGCCGCACAGUUUCAAAGGGACAGGAACACAGCCGCUGGAGCACCAGCAGGGGGCGAUGUAGCGGCCAGUUUCCACCACAACAACGCCAACCACGACGGCGGCGAGGUGAAGUUCUCGGACCCAAACUCUCGGAAGAAGACCGGCAGCUCGGCCUCAUUGCCACCGGGCGGCGAGCGGCGCAUUAAGCUCAGCAUUGUCAAGGCUCUGAUUCAGACGUUUGGUCCGAGCUUCUUUCUCGGAAGCAUCCUCAAGUUGGUCCACGACACAUUGCAGUUCGUAUCGCCCCAACUGCUUCGAGCGAUGAUUGGCUUUGUGGGCUCAGGCGAGCCAGCAUGGAAAGGGGUGUUCUACGCAGUGCUCAUAUUCGCCACGGCAUCGCUCCAGUCACUGAUGUUGUCGCGGUACUUCCACCGUAUGUACAUCGUCGGCAUGCACAUCCGCACCUGCCUCAUCUCGGCCAUCUACCGCAAGAGCCUGGUGCUGUCCAAUGCGGCCAAGAAGGAGUCGACGACGGGCGAGAUCGUGAACCUCAUGUCGAACGACGCCCAGCGCUUCAUGGAGCUCAUGGUGUUCCUCAACAUGCUGUGGUCAGCACCCUACCAGAUUGCGCUGGCGCUCUACUUCCUCUGGCAGCUGCUGGGAGUCGCCGUGCUUUCAGGUGUCGGCAUCAUGGUGCUCAUGGUGCCCAUCAACGGAUUCCUGGCUGCCUACUCCAAGAAACUCCAGACGCGCCAGAUGAAACACAAGGACGAGCGCAUCAAGCUGAUGAACGAGAUUCUGGGUGGCAUGAAGGUUCUCAAGCUGUACGCCUGGGAGUCCUCGUUCCAAGAUCAGGUGCAGCACAUCCGGGAGCGCGAGGUGCGCAACCUGCGCCGCAUGGCUUACCUGUCAGGCGUCAUGUCCUUCCUCUGGACCUGCGCCCCUUUCCUGGUGUCGCUGAUGUCGUUCAUGACAUACGUGCUCAUCAGCGACAAAAACGUGCUGGAUCCACAGCGGGCGUUCGUGUCGCUCACGCUGUUCCACAUUCUCCGUUUCCCGCUGUCCAUGCUGCCGAUGUUAAUAUCCAUGCUCGUACAGGCAAGCGUGUCAGUGAAACGGAUGAACAAAUACUUGGGACACGAGGAGCUUGAGGAAUAUGUCUCCCACGAAAAGGACGAUGCAUCCAUUCCGAUUCGAGUGCGCAAUGGCUCGUUUGCAUGGACCAAGGACGAGGAGCCUGUGUUACGGGACCUGGAAGUCCAGGUUCCCAAGGGCGCACUGGUUGCCAUCGUAGGGCAGGUAGGGUCGGGCAAGUCGUCCUUGCUUUCGGCUCUGCUUGGCGACAUGGAACGCAUCGAAGGCUCUGUGAACGUCCAGGGCUCGGUUGCAUACGUGGCUCAGCAGGCAUGGAUCCAGAACGCCACAGUACGUGACAACAUCAUCUUCCAGCGGAAGAUGGAGCGUGACCGUUACAAGCGCACUCUCGAACAGUGCGCCCUGCAGUCGGACCUCAACAUCCUGCCAGGUGGAGACCUCACCGAAAUUGGCGAGAAGGGCAUCAACCUGAGUGGUGGCCAAAAGCAACGCAUCAGCCUGGCUCGUGCCGUGUACAACGACGCCGACAUCUACCUGCUGGAUGACCCGCUGAGCGCCGUCGACUCGCACGUGGGCAAGCACAUCUUCGACCAGGUCAUUGGCCCCAAGGGCGUGCUCAAAGACAAGACGCGCCUGCUGGUGACGCACGGCAUCUCGUAUUUGCCGCAAGUGGACCGGGUGAUCGUGCUACGGGACGGCCGCGUCGAGGAGCAGGGCACCUACCAGGAGCUCUUGGAGCGCAAGGGGGCCCUGGCAGAGCUCCUGCUGCACUUUCUCCGGGAGGAGAGCCAGGAGGACAAGCUCUUCAACGAAGACCCGAACAUUGUUGAGGACCUCUUGCUGCACGUUGCCUCUCCGGAGAUCACCAGGCAGCUGUCGGAGCACAAGUCGACGUCGGACUUGUCGGAGGCAGAGCGCAAGGAGUUCCUGCGGAGCCUGUCCCGCCAACUGUCUGAGACGCAGAGCCAAGGCUCCAACGGACCUAGCUCGGUCCCGCAGGCUGCGGUGCCGGGCGUCGGCCCUCGCCGCUCGAGCGCCGGCACCGAAUCGAUGUCGGGCCGCUCACUCUCACGCUCGCAGUCAACCUUGCGCGCCGGGCAGGGGGAGAAAUCUGCCUCUGUGGAAGAGGCCGGCACGAAACUGGUUCAGGCGGAAGCGGCCGAGACUGGCAGGGUGAAGUGGCGGGUGUACUUCGCCUACUUCGGCGCCAUCGGCGUGGCCUGGAUGGUGCCAAUCGUAUUGAUGAACGUGGGCUCGCAAGCCUUCUCCAUCGGCUCCAACCUGUGGCUCACCGCGUGGAGCAACGACCCUCCAAUGCCUGACGGAUCGCAGGACCUCGACAAGCGAGACCUGCGCCUCGGCAUCUACGGUGCACUCGGCCUGGCACAGGGUGUGACGAUCCUCCUUGGCUCUCUGGCGCUGUCACUGGGCAGCCUGAAGGGCGCCAUGCUCCUGCACAAUGGCCUGCUGCACAACAUCCUGAGGUCGCCCAUGUCCUUCUUCGAUACCACUCCGCUAGGACGCAUCGUUAACCGCUUCUCCAAGGAUGUUGACACGAUGGACCUAGCGAUCCCGAUGACAGUGCGGUCAUGGCUCAUGUGCUUCCUGCAAGUGGUCUCCACGCUGAUCAUCAUCACUAUGACGACGCCCAUCUUCUUGGCUGUCGCGGUUCCCGUGUUUGUUCUCUACUACCUCAUACAGGCAUUCUACGUGGCCACGUCCCGGCAGCUGAAGCGGCUCGAGUCGGUGACGCGGUCGCCCAUCUACACGCACUUCUCGGAGACCCUGUCGGGCGUGAGCACGAUCCGCGCCUACGGUGCCCAGGAGCGCUUUGUGCACGAGUCCAACCAGCGCGUCGACCACAACCAGAUGUGCUACUACCCAUCCACCAUCUCCAACAGGUGGCUGGCUGUGCGUCUCGAGUUCUGUGGCAACCUGAUUGUCCUUUUCGCGGCCCUGUUCGCCGUCUUCGGCAGCGAUCACCUGGACGGAGGAGCCGUCGGUCUGUCGCUCUCCUAUGCGCUUUCGAUUACGGCCACCAUGAACUGGAUGGUGCGCAUGAGCUGCGAAUUCGAGACCAACAUCGUGGCCGUCGAGCGGAUCAUGGAGUACACCCGGUCGCCCACUGAGGCGGCAUGGGAAGUUCCGGAUCACAAGCCUGCUGCUGAGUGGCCCAAGGAUGGUGAAGUUCAGUUCCAGGACUAUGCAACACGCUACCGUGAGGGCCUGGACCUCAUCAUCAAAGACAUCACAGUCUCUGUUGCUCCUGGCGAAAAGGUUGGCAUCGUGGGCCGGACCGGCGCAGGCAAGAGUUCGCUGAUGCUGUCCCUCUUCCGCAUCAUCGAGCCUGCCCAGGGCACCAUCCUGAUCGACGGCGUCGACGUCACCAAGAUCGGCCUGCACGACCUCCGCUCCAAGCUGACCAUCAUACCACAGGAUCCGGUGUUGUUCUCCGGCACGGUGCGCACCAACCUGGACCCGUUCAAGUCCAAGAGCGACGAGGACAUCUGGGCAGCCCUGGAGCUCUCGCACCUGAAGAACUUCGUCUCGGGUCUCGACCGGGGACUUGAACACGAGGUGCAGGAGGGCGGCGAGAACCUCAGUGUGGGCCAGCGUCAGUUGCUGUGCCUGGCACGAGCGCUGCUGCGAAAGUCCAAGGUGCUCGUGCUGGACGAGGCGACGGCCGCCGUAGACAUGGAGACGGACUCGCUCAUCCAGCAGACGAUCCGACGCGAGUUUGCCGGCUCCACCAUCCUCACCAUUGCGCACCGGCUCAACACCAUCAUGGACUACGACAGAAUCCUGGUGCUGGAGCAAGGUCGGGUGGCCGAGUUCGACACGCCGGCGAAUCUGCUGUCCGCCGAGAACUCCAUCUUUUAUGGCAUGGCCAAGGACGCGGGGCUGGCCUGACCGACGAUACACAAUUAGCCUAUGUUAUAAUUAAUAUUGUUAUUACAAUGAUGCACAUCGUUCACCACCACCCUCCUUAGGACCCUACCUCCUUCUUUCCACAGUCACGGCACAGCCUUUCCCUUUUUCCUCGUCUCACCGACCAUACUGUCGGCACUUGAAGCGUGCCUUAGAUGGCAGCGGCUACCUCAUAACGAAGCCACGCCAGUUUACCUUAUAAAUUUUUUUUAAACCUAAGUGCGAGCUCCUCUUAGCACGUCCACACGCGUUUUGCUUCGAAGCAGCUUAGUUUUUACGCCGCCGGCAAGCUUCAAGCUUUCUCGCCUCAGGAUUGCACUGAGUGAAAGUUUUCAGUUCGUCUUCUUUUAAUCCCCUACUCCUCUCCUCUGAAUUGCCGUGUCCUCAGGGUUUCAGCUAAAGCUGUGAAAAGGCGGGGUCCGUGCCAUUUUAGCACGUUGUAGCCCGCCCCGACGAGUUUAUGUAGUGUGUUCUGACCAGCGUCGCGGCCUGCGGAAGUGCCGAAAUGCAUCGCAAAUGCUUUCCCGUGCUAGGUUGGGGUAGCGUCUUAGGAAUCUCGGAGGGCAAGGGAAUAGGAGUAUGUGACAAUUUUUAACAAACACGUCGCUCGUGAGUAGCGGCCGAUUCGUACCAGUGCCCCAGAGCUUCGCCGCUUCUUGAAGUUCAGUUUCGAACACACCUUGGUUGAGCGACGGGGUUUUGAGAAUCUCGGAAGGAAUAUAGUACAUUUGUAAAGGCUUUUGUAGCGUACAUUUUCUUCUCGUGGAAUAAACGAAAACAAUUUCGUCAUUUAUGACAAAAAAAGUGAUGGUAUACACUGGUCUUGAAGGCGACGAAGCGUCACAUUCUCGACAUUCUUGGGAACUACGCCGCUCGUCUGCAUUGUGACAAUAUGUCGAUUUCCGCUAGUCUUCAUGCGUUCUCUUAAUUUGAUUGAGUGAUUGUGCGACAUUUGUACUUUAGGAUGGCCAUCAGGCAGUAUAUCGACAGCAGUUACUAGACAGUAGAUAUUAAUUUGGCUUCCUGCUAUGCUACAUCCGGGCUCAGAGAGCCAAUGUUUUGUCGCUAGUGCCUGAGGCGUUGCGUAGGCGCUGUUCGAUUCCUUGUCCGUAACGUUGUAAUAGACAUGUAUGGGCACAGCGUACGUUCGGUGCAUUAAAUGGCAAAUAACUAAAAAACCUUAAUUCAAUUUACAAAGGAGUGCUAAAGGCACUGCUUAUGAGGGCCAUCUAUUAGUGUCGAUUUUGAGUUUGCCAUAAAAGUUUUCUGUAUUUGUACGUGAUCUAUUGAAUGACCUAUUAUUGGCAUUUCACAAGUCUUCAUCUAUGCUUCUCUGGCCUAAUCUGACUUAAGUUCUCGUUAGUCGCAAGGUCUGGCUCAAGAGAUCUACACAGUGUGGAAUCUUCCUUGCAAGCACCACCUAUCGUACUUGGCUAGAACCCACCGGGAAAGUGUGUUGAUGUUGAGCUGGUGUUGGAAGUUGCUGCAUAAUACUGCCUCACAGUGUUGGGACUGCACCUUUGUGGCCAGCAUGAUUUGAUUGGGUGUAUUAAUAUUUUACAAGCUGCUAGAAAGACCAUGCAGGGUUAUUAGGUGCCGAGAGUCUUGUGCCAUUAUUUGUUCAUUUUGAAAAGCUAGGAGUAGGUGGGGUGCGAGGGGGGGGCGGAUGUCAUUAGAAAGUUUUACUACAGCGUACGUUGUUCACAGUGUUUCACGCAUAAGAAUGCUGCGUUUUGUGUACUGCGCAAGAGCAGAAGUUCUGCGCACGCUUUCUUUGCAAAAUGUGAAGUUAUGUAUGCUGCUACAGAUGCUGCGUAUCCAGUAAUGAAACUUUCUGUUGACAUGACAGAAGGUAGCAUUGUUAUCAGUCAUUUGAAGGCCUGCUAUUGCACCUUGUUCAGUAUCUGCUUGGGCAUUAACUCGGUCAUCAUACAUCGUUGGGACUUUGUAAACUCUAAAAGUGAGAAACAUUUCUUUGUCCUGAUGUGGUGGUAUAAGUAUACAUUUUGCAAUGAGGAUUUGAAAGUAUGUUGCGUUAGCUUCCUGUGCUACCUUUCUUUCACUAAAUGUCCCAACUCCUUAAUAAUUUAUGGUGUCACAGAUGUUUGAAGGGGCGUCUGCGUUAUCAACUGCCAUUCAUUGAGCCAUUUAUUGUAUCUAUUCGUUUUUCUUUUCUUUUCAAUCCUUAACAUACUACCCCACGCGAACAAACAGAAGUCAUAAACUUGUUUGAUAGUAGCUGCUGCAUGUUUUCAUUUUCAACAUUACAUCAUUGCACUAUUCACUUUAUGCAGCUGUAUGUGUGUUCACUACUGUUGGUAUUUGAAUAGGCUGAGAAAUGUUUCACUCUGCACUUCCACAAACUGUCUGUGCACGUGCUUGUCUUUCUUCUUUUUUAAGCUGUUUUGCAAUGUCAGCUAUUGAAAAAAUUUUGAUGUCUGUCUUAAGAGAAGUUUAUAUCGUCACGCGUUUGUGACAACACAGUUUUUGUAGGUUUUUGUGAGUGGUAACAGUUUUUGUGGGUUGAACCCGAUCACAUAAAUAUAGGGAAAUAAGGGCACAUGGCAAUAUGGUAUACUGCUGCUACUGUUCUCUAAUGAGUGGGUUAUUUUUUUAUUAUGGUUUGGGGGCUCUUAUCAGCUUUUUACUAGUGAUUUAAAUACUUAUACGCAAAUCUCGUCAAAAUUUUUUUUUUGUUCAACUCAGGGCACUGCUUGCUUGAUUCACGAUUGCUGAAAUAUGUGGUUAGAAAGCCUGAACUUGUUUUGAAAUCCUGCUUUGGUGUUUUUGUUCAGAGGUUUCCCGCGAUUGUGAAUUUAUACCGAGUCAAAUACGUUGCCUUUGGCGGCUUCUUCAUCUACACUUAGCUCGUUCACCUAAUAAUACGCAUUGUAGCAAAGUAACUUUAUGCAUAAGACGUUCAAUCGUAUAACUUUCCAGUUCCCAGGAAGACUUGUGUACGAAAAAAAAUCCCUGAACAUCCAUUGCAGAUGAUGUCAUUUUUUGAACUAUAGGCACCUCUAGCAUUGUCAAAGAGAAGGGAAAAAUACGAAGCUAUUUGAAGGGUGUCAAGAAGUGCUUUCACACUCAAUGUGUAUUUCCAUGAGCAAUCAGAGUGUUUGCAGGUUGAAUAGUUUACACGAUCUGCGGAUCACAUGAGACGGAAGUAUAUUUGAUCGAAUCGGCCAGUGUCACUGGUGUAUUUCAAUAGGAGACCUAAAGGGACACUGAAGUUAAGGGUUGAAUAAUUUUAGAUGGAUAAUUUGUAGUCUGAGGGCUCACAUGCCGUUAAUUCUAUCAUCUUGUGUUUAUUAACAGAAGAGAAAAUGAAGCUCAAGAUUUCGUUUCAGAAUAUGACACCUAAGCCUCAGUGCAUUAUAUCACCCAUUUUAGUCUUUUUCUUUAUUUUGGUUGCGUUGGUUGUACGAAAUGUCCUGAAGCCUGGUAUGUUAAGCCUACGGUACCCUCAGGGAACAAUACACUUAACCUUUGCCAGUUCGGAACUAUUAGACUCCAUCUAAACUUUUGCCGUGAUGGCAUGUGUUGCUGGAACAUCAAGAUAGCAUUGCCACCCACUUUUGCUUUUCACGCAUAUUCUCAGUAACGAAAGGUCUUGCAGUAAGAGUGGUGUUCUCAGUAUUGCAAAAUAAUAAUUCACUGAUACACGAAAAAUCCCCCUUUAGUGUCCCUCAAGCCGAGCAAAAUUUUUGAGUGGGCGCGCCGAGUGCUGAAGACAAACCGUAACGAUGCUGGUCGCGCAACUUUCAAAUGCAGCUAUACAACACUGCGCGACGACUCAGUGUCUGUAUACAUCUUUGAAGGGACUUGUACUUGUGCAUAUGAGAAAUUUCUACCUUCCGGCCACCUGUAUUUUUUGUAUUCUAAACUGCCACUGAAGGAUCGUUUUUGCAAGCAGAACAAGGGUAUUGCGAAUGCAUCUUUCUUCUCUUUUUGCAAUCGCUCGGAUGUACAUGUAUAAAUAUUAUGAAAUAUUUAAUAACCAUUUUCUCGCGAGUACACGUGCUAGAUGAAAGUAGAGAGGGCUGCUUGUGACGGAGCCAGUGUGAUAUCUAUUUCGUGUACUUUGUACUAUAGGUAGUUUUUAGGAUGUUUGUACCUUAUUGUAGUAUUCAGGUCGCAGACCAGCAUGUUGCUGCUGUACGACGCGCCAUGUGUGGUGGAGGCACAAACGUCCCCUUCUGUCAUUUUUUUACGACACUUGAAAUAAAAUGACAUUUUUCAUGA